AUGGACAAAACCUCCAAAGGCACCACAGACGGGAUUUGCAUUAUCCACUACCGGCAGUCAAAGAGUUUACAAACACCUUGCACCCAAACCAAAGGAAAUCUCUGGGACUGGAACCAGAUUUCCAAAAGCGCCAGGCCAAGCUCAAAGCAACCGGAGAAAAAGAAGCGAAACAUCGGAAAAAUCAUCGAUGACUACGAGCCGUUGUUGCCAUCAGACAGUGAGGACGAAACACCCAAACUAAAGGAAAUCGAUUGGACUCAAACCGGGCUUCCGAAACCAAUUGGAACCAGCCGCCGCGCAUACCACGCAUUGGUGCUAGAACGCUACGGCGCCUGGAUCCGGAAGACUGCCCUCCCCAAGAUGCCUUAUAAGGCAAACAAAUACUGUAACACGUUCAACACAAGUACAGCUAUUGAAAUCCAGGCAAACCUGUUCAGCCAUCAAUGGAAGCCAGGCACGCUUUCGCUACAGCCAUGCGGGAAGGCACGGUUAAAGACAACCAUUCAGCGGUCUAUCCAUGGGGGUUACGGAGCACCCUCGACAAGCCCUUCAGCGAGAUAA
This is a messenger RNA of Aspergillus pseudoviridinutans, 561 nucleotides long. RefSeq lists its product as uncharacterized. The record is from RefSeq and is a predicted model, not a curated record. NCBI's taxonomy places the organism in Eukaryota, Fungi, Ascomycota, Eurotiomycetes, Eurotiales, Aspergillaceae. The coding region runs from base 1 to 561 and encodes 186 amino acids. The transcript has 2 exons.